This is a messenger RNA of Exophiala aquamarina CBS 119918, 870 nucleotides long. RefSeq lists its product as uncharacterized. Gene Ontology annotation, molecular function: endonuclease activity; nucleic acid binding. The record is from RefSeq and is a predicted model, not a curated record. Lineage: Eukaryota; Fungi; Ascomycota; Eurotiomycetes; Chaetothyriales; Herpotrichiellaceae. Bases 1 to 870 code for a protein of 289 amino acids. Gene Ontology annotation, biological process: DNA catabolic process. The transcript has a single exon.
AUGCAUAUCACGACAACCACCAUACUUCUCACCAUACCAUUCCUCAUUCCCCUGGCCACGGCAUGGGGCAGCUUGGGCCACCGCACAGUAGCGUAUCUCGCCAGCAUGCACUUCAGCACGCAGUCCAACAUAUUCACCAACACGCUGCUCAACGGGCAAGACAUCUCAGAGGCAGCGCUCUUCCCGGACAAAGUACGGCACAUGCCACAGUUCUCGUACUCGGCCGGAUGGCACUUCAUCGACGCCCGGGACUCCCCGCCCAAGACGUGCGGCAUCAACAUGACACGCGACUGCAUCAUGGACGAGGGCGGAUGCGUGGUCAGCGCGAUCGCGAACCACACGGCGCGCGUGGCAGACGCGGACCUGCCCAGGUUCUACCGGGGACAGAGUCUGCGCUUCAUGAUGCACUUUUUUGGUGAUGUCCAUCAGCCGCUGCACACGGAGGCGGAGGGCCGGGGUGGCAAUGAUAUUCCCGUGGUAUUUGAUGGCGUACAUACGAAUUUACAUAGUGCAUGGGAUACGCUGAUUCCCAAGAAGCAUGCCGGUGGAGCGGCUGGUGGUGCUGAGGUUGAAAUGGCCUUUGCUUGGGCCUGGGCUACGCGCUUGUAUAGUAAGGACAAGGGCAUGGCAGUCAAAGAGGAGUAUCUGGGUGAUGCUUCCCGGUGUGCACUCGAGUGGGCGCGGGAGGCGAAUUCUUUCAUUUGUUCGUAUGUCAUGGCUGAUGGGUACAAGGACCAGGAUCUGAAUGGGACAUAUUACGAUGGCGCCGUCACGAUUAUAGAUGACUUGGUUGGAAAGGCGGGCAGGAGAUUAGCGGCGUGGAUCAAUGGUAUGACUACAGACGCUCUUGGUUUGCACACUCAGCUAUGA